CUUCACCAACUUGUUCGACCAUUCGAUUCAUUCGUGAAUUGAAAUUUGUCUCGAUUCUGGACACAAUGUUCCGAUCGCUGUUCGCUAUUUUCUUCGCCCUCGUGGCGACCUGUUCCUCCCUCUCGAUCGCCCCCAAGGGUGAAGUAGCGGUUGGUGAGGUCUCUCUCGCCAGGUCAAACAACCCUUUCGGCACCGUAUCCCCGGUUACUCGCUGCGGAGGCGUCGGUACCCAACGAGGUCUACGAAUUUCAGAAUGCGACGGAUUCUGUAACCUUCAACCCGGAAAGGUUUACAAUUGCGAGAACGAUUUUAUGCCAAGUUCUGCUUCCCCAUCGUUAUCACUUUGGGUUGAGAUCUGUCACCGAAGCGUCUGCUCCAUCAUCGUACGAACGGAACUCGCCAAUUCCUCUGUCCAGCCUGGAUUCGUUUACACGGCCAAGUAUGAUAUCGUGCCCAAUGAUUACUUUUCUGGAGAAACAAUUGAAUUCAGGGCAUAUAUCUAUCAAACUCAGUCCAUGUUGAUGGAGAUCUGUGUCUCUGCUGAGAUUGGCAUUGGUAUCGCUUAAAAAAGUCUUAUUUACAACUUAUCAAGUGAAUAAAAUAUAUAUAAACGUUAGUAAUUCCAGU
Folsomia candida is the source of this 627-nucleotide messenger RNA. RefSeq lists its product as uncharacterized. The coding region runs from base 66 to 566 and encodes 166 amino acids. The transcript has 4 exons. The record is from RefSeq and is a predicted model, not a curated record. NCBI's taxonomy places the organism in Eukaryota, Metazoa, Arthropoda, Collembola, Entomobryomorpha, Isotomidae.